CUCUUUACAGCCUUGGAAAAAACACCUAUCCCUGAUAAACAGUACACAACACACUUGAAUGUGUGCCAUUAAUUCUUUACAUCACAUUACAAGCUAGAGCCUGAGCUCACAGCCAAAAUGAGAUUAGCCCUGCAGACUGUCAUCUGCUGCUGUGUUUUCACCAUGGUCCUGCCACUGGUAAAAGGUGCCACAGGGGAGCUCAACUCCAGCUUGAAAAAGAGGUUUAAAAUAUGGCUGCAGGGCCGUAUGAAGAGAGACCUGGGCAACAGCUUAGUGACAGCCAAUGAAAGGCACUCUGACAUCCACGUUGGACCACAGCAGGGCGAGAAUGCAAAAGCUGUCUCACCUUCAUUAAGCUUUGGCUUAAAAUUCAGACCUAGGAGGUCAUCAUCCAAAGCAUCCGGCUGCGUCCUAGGAACAUGUGUAUACCACGACCUGAUCCACCAACUGCAUAAGAUUCGGAACAAUGACCAAAAAGAGCCCAAGGCCCCUCCGGAAAAGAUUGGCUGUACGGGCUACGGGCGCCGUCGCCGCUCACUCCUGGAUGUCUCUCAGUUUGCCCUCCAGUCAGGAAGACAAAGAAGGAGCACUGAAGCUGGUCAGCAAGUCCACAUACACAAAAGCAAAUGCACAGUGGCCUAAGACAGGCAUGGAAAGGCAGAGGAGAAUCCUUGUCGGGAUUUUUUUGCUCACAGCAGAUGAAGAUAAGUCCCCUCAAAGGUUUUAUUCUACAGAUUUACAACUAGAUAUGCAAAAAGAACAGCUGCUACAUCUGUACUGCCCAUCAGAGGAAGCUCAGGUCAUUCUGGAUGAAAGCAAGAUUCCAAAAAUAGAUACUGAGAAGUUUGUGUGCGUAUGCUUAGUGUGUCUGAGCGAGUGUGUGAUUUAUGGAUGAAUUCAAGUCAGACUUGUGGGACUUGACAAGAAUGUCUGUCUCUUCUUCAGCUUCCAAAGUGAGCUAAGCAGCUGAGAUAGAAGACAAUUCCUGAAGAUCUUGUCCAAAACGCCCACAAACUGAAGAGCUGCAAUGAGUAAAUUACUGGGGCCACAAUGGGGGAGAAUUCUUUUCAAGAAACUGACAUUAUUGGACCCCAAACUGUCACAUUCAGGAUCCCCUCACAAGUGAAAUGAAUGUGGUGAAGUGCAAUUUAUACAAUAUGUACCAAGCCUAUACAUAGUUUAAAAAUAUGUAAUUAUCAGCUUGUAUAUAAGGAUAUAUAAAGCUACCUUAUAUUUAAGCAUACAAUACAAUUAUAUUUUUAUACAUCCAAAACACAUAUUGAACAUGUCUUUUACUUUUAACUUCAAUGAAGUAUCUGAUGCAUCUUAACUGUGUAAAUAAUUAUCUUGUCCUGUAUGUGAAUUAAGUAUCUUAUAACUGAGUUACAUGUAUACCAACUAUCUUUACAUUAUUGUGAUGAUAAUACUUAUUAGAAAUCAAUCAUAUUAGAGAUGUUUUAAAGAUAUUUGUUUCAAUGGUAAAAGUCAUACACAGCAACUGAAAAGCAAUGAGGAAAUUUAGUUUUUGGCCAGACUUUAGAAGCAAUGAUGGAUGAUGAAAAGGCUGUUUUUGCUAUGACGUAGAAGGACUGAUGAGCUAAUACAAGUGUUUUGCUGCCAUCUAGCUUUACAGUAGGCUACACGUAGCCAAUGCAGGGCCAACUAUUUCAAAAUCAGUGCAGUUUCAAGAGACCUUACUAUGGUAACAUUAAAUGUUUCUUCUUAAAAAGCCUUAGUUUUGACAUUUACCUGCUUAUUUGAAUGUAAUAAAUCACAAUUUACUCAUGAAUCAACUAAAAUUACUUGAAAUGGUAUAUGGUAACAUGAUUUAUGUCUUGUUGUGGCAAACAUGACGGACAUUGAAAUUGUUUUCAGCUGGCUGCAAUGUCCUUUUUGGAAAUAAAUGAAUCAAUGCAACAAUGAAAAGAUCUUGAACUCUGAUUUUAUGUGACCUAAUAUUAAAUAUUCUGCUUGUG
This is a messenger RNA of Seriola aureovittata, 1976 nucleotides long. RefSeq names its product adrenomedullin b (gene admb). The record is from RefSeq and is a predicted model, not a curated record. Gene Ontology annotation, cellular component: extracellular region. The transcript has 4 exons. Gene Ontology annotation, biological process: regulation of systemic arterial blood pressure; adenylate cyclase-activating G protein-coupled receptor signaling pathway; positive regulation of heart rate. Bases 118 to 642 code for a protein of 174 amino acids. NCBI's taxonomy places the organism in Eukaryota, Metazoa, Chordata, Actinopteri, Carangiformes, Carangidae. Gene Ontology annotation, molecular function: hormone activity; adrenomedullin receptor binding.